This is a messenger RNA of Rhincodon typus (whale shark), 2854 nucleotides long. RefSeq names its product mucin-2-like. The coding region runs from base 1 to 2577 and encodes 858 amino acids. The record is from RefSeq and is a predicted model, not a curated record. Lineage: Eukaryota; Metazoa; Chordata; Chondrichthyes; Orectolobiformes; Rhincodontidae. The transcript has 22 exons. Gene Ontology annotation, cellular component: extracellular matrix.
AUGACUUGUAUCAAUGUCUCAAUCUUUCUCAAUGACACUCUGUUCACGGAGACCUGUACUGUUCGGAUUCAAGCUUUGUGUAUUGAUGGUCGUAACAUUUGUUUGUCUUCUCAAGGAACGACUUCAACAAAACAGACUGCAACCACAACCAGUACCACUGCGAGUUCCACACCUGAAACAACAAAAAUAACAGAGACUACCACCACAGGGAGUACUACUGCCAGAUCCACAGCUGAAACAUCAACAAUAACAGAGACUACCACCACAGGAAGUACAACUGCCAGUUCCACAGCUGAAACAACUACAACAACAGAGAUUACCACACCGCAAAGUACCACUGCCAGUUCCACACCUGAAACUACUACAACAACUGAAACAACCACCACAUCAAGUACUACUGGCAGUUCCACACCUGAAACAACUACAACCACAGAGACUACGACACCACCAAGUACUCCCGCCAGUUCCACAACUGAAACCACAACAACAAUAGAGACUACCACCACACCAAGUACUACUGCCAGUUCCACAACUGAAGAAACAACUACAACAGUGAAAACAACCACAGAGGUUCCUUGCAAUGGAAAAUGGUCUGUGUGGAUUAACAACAACAAACCAUCUGUUGAGCAAACGCAUGAUAAAGAACCAUUAGAUCCAAUUCGAGAUACCGUGUGUCAAUCUUAUGGGAACAAGAUUACAAAUAUUCAAUGUGAAGCUCUCAAGUUUCCUGGGUAUCCAAUUAGUAAAACCAAUGAUACAGUAACAUGUGAUUUAGACAGCGGAUUGAUAUGCCACAGACCAGCUAGUGGCGCCCUUACAUGUUUGGACUAUAGAAUUAGAGUUUGCUGUGAACCAUUUGAAACAACAACACUUCCAACCACAACAACGUCUGUCUCCAGAACUACUACACCUGAAAAAUGUUACUGUAAUUCAGACCCACCAAGGAAGUGCAAUGAAACGUGGCAACAGAACUGUGAGACCAUUACUUGUGUUAUAGCACAAACAUAUGAAAUUACGAAGGUUCCUUGUUCAGUCCCUGUGAAACCUACAUGUUAUAGUGGCUUAGAACCCAAAAGUCUCCCAACUAAAGGUGGCUGCUGUUCAACAUGGGACUGUGACUGUAACUGUCAACUAUGGGGGAACAGACAUUAUCGUACCUUUGAUGGGCUGUACUAUAACUUCUUUCGAAAUUGUACAUAUGUUCUUGUACAAGAAAAAGUUCCAAGAUACAAUUUCUCUGUGAUACUUGAUAAUUAUGAUUGUGCUCCACAAAGUUUAGUGUCCUGCCCCAAAACACUCAUCAUUAACUACAAUGGAUAUGUCAUCUAUUUUUCAACUCAGAAACCUUCGGUAUCUGUCAAUGGAAUAGAAGUGAACUUUCCAUAUCAUGGAAAAGAAUUUAACUUCACAAAAAAUUACAACAAAGUUACCAUUUAUAUUCCUGCUAUUCGAACCACAAUCAUUGGUAUCAAUAACAGCUUCAGGAUUAGUGUGCCGGAACAGUACUUCUUAGAUAAUACCCAAGGACAAUGUGGUUCUUGUUCUAGAAAUAUAAAGGAUGAAUGUACAAGAAGGAAUGGAAAUUUAGAGCCGCUUGACUGCUGUGACAAAACUGCACUUGACUGGAAAGUUAAUAAUCCCAAUAAAGCAUAUUGUGCAGCAGCUCCUACAAAAGUGCCUUGUGAAGCACCUCCGACUCCCCUUCCGUGUGUAUAUGGGAAAACAGUGUGUGAUAUUAUAUCAGGAGAUUCAUUCAGACAUUGCAGAAAUAGGCAAGAUCUUACAAAGUAUAUCAAGGCAUGUCAGAACGACCACUGUGCAGUUAAUUCGACAGAGUUGGAAUGUUCUGGUGUGGAAGCUGCGGCCGCGAUUUGUAAUGCAGCUGGGACUUGUGUUGACUGGAGAGCCUCGACAAAUGGAUUAUGCUCCUACAACUGUCCAUUUGGUUUCACCUAUAAAGCCUGCGCCAGAUACAAUGACAAUUAUUGUAAGGAUGGUGUGAUGAUAUCUGGGGAGAGAUUUGAUGAGCGUGUUGAAGGUUGCUUUUGUCCAAAUGGAAUGAUGCUGUCUGAGGAUAGAACCCAAUGUAUUCCUUCAUGCACUAGAUGCAAAGAUAAUGCAGGAAACCUAAGAUACGAAGGUGAAAGUUGGUCUCAUCCCAAUGAUACAUGUAUCCACUACCAAUGUUCAGGAGGUGUGGUGACAAAGACACAAAUAACAUGUUCAUCUCGUCCAACCUGUGAUGAGGCUAACAAAACAUGGGAUAGCUAUCACUGCUGCUACGACUGUCAUCAGGAAUUAAAACUCUGCAAAGUAAAUAAGAAACAACUCAAUGUCACGAAGAAUGGCUGUUCAGCAAACAUUGAGGUGCAAGUAUGUGAUGGAUACUGUGAAUCAUUUGCCAUGUUCAAUCCCGAAAUGAAUGGCAUGGAACGAAAAUGUUCCUGCUGCAAUGAAAAUGAAACUGAGACAAAAGCAGUGAUGCUGCAAUGCCCCAAUGGAACGACUCAACAAUAUUCAUAUAUUUCUGUAAAGUCAUGCCAGUGUAAAAUCUGUGCAGGAAGCCAAGUAUCUUAAUGUCACACUCACAUAGCUAACUAGCUGAACAUAUUUCAGUUGAUGCUUAAAUUGGAAAUUGACUUCUAAAGUCAAAGACUCUUUUUCUUUAUGAAUUCUGUUUGAUUGGUAUCAUCUAAUGGUGAUAAAAUAAUAUUGUAAAGUUUCAUUUACUCCUAACUACUUCUUUUAAACUGUGGGAAUGCAGUCUAUUCAUAACACGUCAUUGAUCUGUUUCAAACCUUUCGCUUGUUUAAUGGCAAAUUAAAAUCAAUAAAGCUUACUCCAUAUGAACUUA